GGAGAUAGAAGAUAACAACAUUCUGAAGUUAUUGCACCAGCAAAAAGGUGUUGCGGACUGUAUACACAAUGGUAUAUUAUAAGAAAAGAAAUACAUUAAUUAUAGAUUCUCACUUUUAUUCGCACCGGUUUGGCGCCCCCCACUUCCAGACGCCAGCGUGUUCAUUCAAUUAAUGCAUGCCAACAUGAAACCGUCACGCCGGCUCAACACGCCACAGGGCUUACGGCGUCACAGCAUCGUUGAAUCGCAACAUGCAACCAUGCGUUAUCUCUGCAAAAUAUGUACUAUGUGAAGUAGACACCUACAAUGGGUUUCCAUUUCAUAUGCUGUGUUAGAUAAUAUAAAACAAUAAAUAAUAAUUUUGGCAUUUCUUUAACUGACUCUUGGAUUUUUUAAUCAACUCAAAACCCUGACUCAAAAUUUAAAAAUUAUUUGACAAAUCAAACUGUCAGAAAGCAUAAUUUGUCAAGCAUUAAUUAAAUUCAACGAAAUUUUGUAAAAUGUCGCAGAAUAAAAGCAACAGCCAGGAACCCAGCGCUCCAUCAAAGUCGCAAUCUUCUACCACUUUAAGCCCAAAUGAAUCACUUGACACUUACCCGGAAGAGAAGCUCGACAGGCUCGUGAGUAAGUGCUGGACGGACGCUUUAAUGAAAGGUGGCGCCGGCUUUGGCAUCGGAUUUCUGGUGACACUUUUGUUUAUUCGACGCAUGUGGCCACCACUUUUGGGCGGCAGCUUCGGUUUGGGCGUGUCAUACAAGCACUGUGAGCAUUAUCUUCAACAGCAGACAAAGUGCGAGCCGAUUGAUAAAGUAAAUGCAAAUAAACUGUAGCGUUGGUAUUUGUGUUCUUAUUGUUCAGAAUGUUAAUAAAAUAGAUACGAAUAAAUA
Zeugodacus cucurbitae (melon fly) is the source of this 887-nucleotide messenger RNA. Its product is annotated as MICOS complex subunit MIC10. The record is from RefSeq and is a predicted model, not a curated record. Gene Ontology annotation, cellular component: mitochondrial inner membrane; MICOS complex. The transcript has a single exon. Lineage: Eukaryota; Metazoa; Arthropoda; Insecta; Diptera; Tephritidae. Bases 501 to 830 code for a protein of 109 amino acids.